Messenger RNA from Echinostoma caproni, 1038 nucleotides. The record is from the annotation of a GenBank genome assembly. Lineage: Eukaryota; Metazoa; Platyhelminthes; Trematoda; Plagiorchiida; Echinostomatidae.
AUGUCAGGAGUGAACUUCGGAGAUCAGCUUCUCAACAUGGACUGUUGUGUGAAAAUGCAACUGUUGAUCAUCACACUACUCACACUCGGUGCGCUCGCAUCGAANGACGAACUGUGGCAUCACUGGAAGCGUGCGCACCAGAAAGAAUACAACGGACCGGAAGACUCACUUCGACGAGCUAUUUGGGAACGAAAUGUUGAAAGAAUCAAGGAACACAAUCUGCGUCACGAUCUGGGCUUGGUGACCUACACACUGGGGUUAAAUCAGUUCACUGAUAUGACAUUCGAAGAAUUCAAAGAGAAGCACUUGUGGAAAAUGCGGUCGAGUUCUGUCAUUAAGGGAACACCUUUCGAAGGGAGCAAUGUCCCAGUACCCGAAACGCUCGAUUGGCGCGAGAAGCGCUGUGUGACUGAAGUGAAAGAUCAAGGACAGUGUGGUUCUUGUUGGGCUUUCUCAGCAAUCGGGGCAGCCGAAAGUCAAUAUAUCAUAAAAUACGGAAAAGUCAUGCAUUUUUCGGAACAACAGCUUGUGGACUGCAGCUCAAACUAUGGUAAUUACGGAUGUGAUGGAGGUCUGAUGGAAAACGCUUUCGAAUAUAUGCAAGAAUAUGGAAUGGAAACAGCAGAGGCAUACCCAUACGCGGCCGUGGACGGCAAAUGCAAAUACAACCGAAAAAAGGUUCGUGCCUUAGUGACUGGAUAUCGUACUUUGAAAAGCGGAGACGAAGGAGCGUUGAAACAAUUGAUUGGUAAACAUGGACCUGCCUCCGUAGCAAUAGAUGUAGAAGACGACUUCCAGAUGUACAAAAGUGGAAUUUAUGAGUCCGAAUCGUGUUCGACGGAUUGGUUGAAUCACGGAGUGCUGGCCGUUGGAUAUGGAAAAGAGAAUGGUAAGGAUUACUGGAUUGUGAAAAACAGUUGGGGCUCGGAUUGGGGCGAUAAAGGAUAUAUUCGGAUGGCGAGGAAUAAAAACAACAUGUGUGGGAUUGCCAGUGAGGCCAGUGUGCCCACGGUGAAACAUUCGGAGAACUUGAUUUAA